Homalodisca vitripennis (glassy-winged sharpshooter) is the source of this 783-nucleotide messenger RNA. RefSeq names its product S-phase kinase-associated protein 2-like. The transcript is spliced from 5 exons. Gene Ontology annotation, molecular function: protein binding. Bases 46 to 783 code for a protein of 245 amino acids. The record is from RefSeq and is a predicted model, not a curated record. NCBI's taxonomy places the organism in Eukaryota, Metazoa, Arthropoda, Insecta, Hemiptera, Cicadellidae.
UGCGUCAUCAUAAACGACACGAGUUAGAAGUGGGGAGACGUGAAAAUGAAAACUGGAGGGAAAAGGAAAAGUGUCUAUCUUUCAACAGAAAAUUCUGAAGAAAAUGAGUUAAAUAUGUCUCCGAAAAGGAAACGUAGCAAAACAGAGAAUAACAAUUCCUACAAACAUGAUGCAGAGAUUUGCAUGAAAAUGAACAUGAAAGAAAUGGGAGUAGGCUUGUUGCCUACCAGUGAUAAUGAAGAUGAGGACAGUGACUCCGAGAUUGGAGUGCAGUUACUUUCAGAUAGAACAGACGAGUCAUCCAUGGACUCCCUUCCCCAAAAGUCACCAACAAGUCAUAUAAAACAAGCGGACAUUGUCAUGAUCACUCCACCAGAACAGCUGCUCUCGUACAGGUCGAGGCGAUCUGUUAAGAACAGCUGCAAGCUAGAUAUAUUCUCAAUACUAUCAGAUGAGAUUGUGCUGAUGAUUCUGCAGUGGCUGCCAAAAAGGACAUUGUCAGUGUGUGCGAUGGUGUGUCAGCGCUGGCGGCGUGUCGUGUAUGACGAGUCACUCUGGGAACGUAUUGAUCUCACCAAUCAGGUAUUAAGGCCUGAUCAGGUUGGCUACGUGCUACAGCGCAAUCCUGCCAUACUGCGGAUGUCACAGGUUGAGGCGGGCAGGCACCCAGCUCAGUCUGCUCCCCUCCACUUAUUUGCCUCCUGUCUCACUUCCCAAGCAUUUCCACCACUGCCACCUCCACUCCCUUGUGUCACUGCGCACUGUUGUUGGUUUCAAAGAUGA